AUGGCGGACGCACCUCCUCCUCAGCCGCCGUCCGGAUGGAACUUUGCUGCCAUGGCCGGCAAUGUCGUGCAGUUCCUGAGGCUGCCGGUGCUGGCAUCUGGGGGUCUGGCGGUUCUUGCCAGUGGCAUGCUAUAUUUUAAACAAAAUGAACUUAUUUACCCGCGAAACAUCCCCGUGGAUGCUCGAACAAACGUUCCAAAGCCGUCGGACUUUGGAAUGGCCGAUUUCGAAGACCUACGCAUCCCAACGCCAGACGGCGAAGUGUUGUCCGCGUACUUCAUUCGCCCUUCUAAUAAGAAGAUCAAGCCAAAGGUCACGAUUCUCAUGUUCCACGGAAAUGCGGGGAAUAUCGGCCACCGCGUACCUAUCGCCCAUAUGAUGGAGCAGGAGCUUAAUUGCAACGUCUUCAUGCUAGAAUAUAGAGGCUAUGGGUUUUCUACCGGCACACCAGACGAGCAAGGACUGAAGAUAGACGCUCAGACUGGGCUGGAUUAUAUCAGGCAGCGGGCAGAGCUGCAGGGUACCAAGAUAGUCAUUCACGGGCAGAGUCUGGGUGGAGCCGUCGCUAUCGACCUUGUCGCGAAGAACCAGAAAGAGGGAGAUAUCAAGGCUUUGCUGUUGGAGAACACCUUUCUCAGCAUUCGAAAGUUGAUACCGAGUAUCUUCCCAGCCGCGAAAUACGUCACUAGACUAUGCCACCAGAACUGGCUGAGCGAUGAGAUGUUACCCAAGAUCACUACCGUUCCCAUAUUAUUCUUAAGUGGCCUGAAAGAUGAGAUCAUUCCGCCCGAUCACAUGGUAAGGUUAUACAAGCUGGCCAAAUCGACUGAUUGUGUCUGGAGGACUUUCCCUAAUGGCCAGCAUAACGAUACCGUCGCCGAACCAGGAUAUUUCGAAUAUAUCCACGCCUUCAUCGUCGAGGAGGUGCUGGAUUGA
Messenger RNA from Arthroderma uncinatum, 936 nucleotides. RefSeq lists its product as uncharacterized. The transcript has 4 exons. Bases 1 to 936 code for a protein of 311 amino acids. Gene Ontology annotation, cellular component: membrane. Gene Ontology annotation, molecular function: palmitoyl-(protein) hydrolase activity. The record is from RefSeq and is a predicted model, not a curated record. NCBI's taxonomy places the organism in Eukaryota, Fungi, Ascomycota, Eurotiomycetes, Onygenales, Arthrodermataceae.